This is a messenger RNA of Trichoderma asperellum CBS 433.97, 792 nucleotides long. RefSeq lists its product as uncharacterized. Lineage: Eukaryota; Fungi; Ascomycota; Sordariomycetes; Hypocreales; Hypocreaceae. The record is from RefSeq and is a predicted model, not a curated record.
AUGACCCAUGGAAUCACAGCCCUUAAAGAACACUUUCUUGAUAAUUUUGCGCUUGAAUUUCAGAAAGCCGGUUUCAGUGUCUUAAUCUACGAUAAUCGUGGCUUCGGAGAAAGUGGUGGUCUCAGAUACGAUGCCGAUCCUGUCAAAUUCCAGGAUGACUACAUUGAUGCUUUCGACUACGCCGCGUCUCUUCCACAGGUGGACUCGCAACGCAUUGUCUUUUGGGGAUCAAGUUACUCAGGGGGAGUUGCUAUUACUUCUGCGGCAAUUGAUCGUCGAGUCAAAGCUGUUGUUGUCCAGGUGCCAUUUGUAUCGGCGGAACUAUUAGUAGGCACUGGGCAGCCAUUUCUCGACAUGGUCCAUAAAGAUCGCGCUAAGAUACGCAGCGGAGAAGAAUGGCCUCUUACUCGUGUCGUUGCUUCCACACUUGACGAGGCUGAGGCCGGCACUGCACCCGUCAUACUCCGAGAUACGGCUAGCUUCCGCUUUUUCCAGGAUGCCUCCCAGCAAGGCGGUAAUUGGGAGAAUAAAUUAACAACGAUGUCUCUUUUUAGAUUAGUUCGGUUUGAACCUAUCCGAUAUAUCCAUCGCAUUGCACCCACGCCUCUUUUGAUGGUUGUAGGAGAAAACGAUAAUAGCUUGCUUACCCCCCAGUUGCAAGCAUUUGGAUUAGCUCAUGAACCCAAGCAGCUCCAUUUGCUGAAAAACUGCGGUCAUUUUGACCAAUAUCGCGGUGAUAUUUUUAAGGAGAACAUUGCGGUUCAAAUUGCAUUUAUGAAGAAGCACGUGUAA